UAGUAAUAACAAUUUACGGAAAAGGCUGCCCAUUCUAGAUUGAGUAAUAACAAUUUCCGGGAAAGGCUACACAUUCUAGAUUUAAUGGAUGUAACAGAAGAAAUAUGUUGGCUGAACGUCCCAAUGUAUCUCCAGAUUGUAGAACAGAAGAUAAAUAUAUCACACAAGAUCCUCCGGAAGAAAACCCAGUGAGAACAAGUAUACAUUCAGUGCCUCACAGAGCAGAUAUAUCAUCUGUUACAUCUAAUCAUGAGGAAUGUUCUCCUGAUAACUCUGCUAUUGAUUCAUCUAUCACAGUUCUUAGAGUUGAUAAGACAUUUCCCAGUUCUGCAGGUGACAAGUGUUUUAUACAGAGCACAAAGCUUAUUACCCAUCAGCCAGCAAAGACAGGUGAGAAGCCAUAUCCAUGUUAUGAGUGUGGGAAAUGUUUUACAUGCAAAUCACAUCUUGUUAUACAUGAGAGAAGUCACACAGGUGAGAAGCCAUUUCCAUGCUCUGAGUGUGGGAAAUGUUUUACACUAAAAUCAGAUCUUAUUAGACAUGACAGAACUCACACAGGUGAGAAACCAUUUCCAUGCUCUGAGUGUGGACAGUGUUUUACACGCAAAUCACAUCUUAUUAUACAUGAAAGACGUCAUACAGGUGAGAAGCCAUUUCCAUGCUCUGAGUGUGGGAAAUGUUUUUCACACAAAUCAGCUCUAAUUGAACAUGAGAGAAUUCACACUGGUGAGAAACCAUUUCCGUGCUUUGAGUGUGGAAAAUGUUUUACCUAUAAAUCAACUCUUAUUAGACAUCAGAGAAGGGAAAGGCCAUUUUUAUGUUCUGAAUGUGGACAAUGUUUUUUAGACCAAUCACAGCUUGUUGAACAUGAAAGACGUCAUACAGGAGAGAAACAAUUUUCAUGCUCUGAGUGUGGGAAAUGUUUUUCACACAAAUCAGCUCUAAUUGAACGCGAGAGACCUCACACUGGGGAGAUACAAUUUCCAUGCUUUGAGUGUAGAAAAUGUUUUGCACACAAAUCAACUAUUGUUAGACAUCAGAGAAGUGAGAGGCCAUUUCCAUGUUCUGAAUGUGGAAAAUGUUUUAUACACAAAUCACAGCUUGUUGAACAUCAGAGAACUCACACAGGUGAAAAGCCAUUUCCAUGUCCUGAAUGUGGGAAAUGUUUCACACAGGCAUCACAUCUAGUUAGACAUCAGAGAUGCCACACAGGUGAGAGGCCAUUUCUAUGCUUUGAGUGCGGACAGUGUUUCACACGCAAAUCACAUCUUGUUAUGCAUGAAAGACGUCAUACAGGUGAGAGGCCAUUUAAAUGCUCUGAGUGUGGGAAAUGUUUUGCACACAAAUCAGUUGCAAUUGAACAUGAGAGAACUCACACAGGUGAGAAACCUUUUCCAUGCUCUGAGUGUGGGAAAUGUUUUACACACAAAUCAACUCUUGUUAGACAUGUGAGAUGUCAUAUAGGUGAGAAGUCCUUUUCAUGAUUUGAAUGUGGGAAAUGUUUUAUACACAAAUCACAGCUUGUUGAACAUCAGAGAAGUCACACAGGUUAGAAGCUAUUUCGAUGCUCUGAAUGUGGGAGAUGUUUUACACAAAAAUCAACUCAAUAUUUUUAGAGAGAUGAUAUUCUAGAGUUAGCAUUGGCUUAAAAGAUCAUAAAUGGAGCUGUACAAAUCAAAAUUCUACAUAGAUAAGAAAAAAGAUUAGACUGUAUAAAACAAUAAUCAAAGUAUAAAUUUCAAU
This is a messenger RNA of Pseudophryne corroboree (corroboree frog), 1743 nucleotides long. RefSeq names its product gastrula zinc finger protein XlCGF26.1-like. The record is from RefSeq and is a predicted model, not a curated record. Bases 105 to 1484 code for a protein of 459 amino acids. Gene Ontology annotation, biological process: regulation of transcription by RNA polymerase II. Gene Ontology annotation, molecular function: RNA polymerase II transcription regulatory region sequence-specific DNA binding; DNA-binding transcription factor activity, RNA polymerase II-specific. The transcript is spliced from 2 exons. NCBI's taxonomy places the organism in Eukaryota, Metazoa, Chordata, Amphibia, Anura, Myobatrachidae. Gene Ontology annotation, cellular component: nucleus.